Messenger RNA from Ilex paraguariensis (yerba mate), 998 nucleotides. Lineage: Eukaryota; Viridiplantae; Streptophyta; Magnoliopsida; Aquifoliales; Aquifoliaceae. The record is from the annotation of a GenBank genome assembly.
GUGUGUGUGUGUGUGUGUGAGAGAGAGAGCGAGAGAGGAGGAAGUGGGCCGGUAGAGAUUCUUCCUUUCAGUUUUAUCGUGAUCUUGAGCGGGAUUUCCACAGUUUGCAAUGGCUAAGCGCGAGCUAUCCAACACUCUGAGGAACUUGAAGUUCAUGCAAAGGGCAGUUCAGAGAGAAGACAAAUCUAGGAAGGAAGAAGAGGUCAUACCUGAGGAGAACUGUCCAUCGUCUAGUACCACAAAAAGAUGUGUAGUCAUUAUGGAAGGUGAUCCCCAUCCUGGGGCAAUAAAAGGCCGGAUGUCAUUUCAAAGUUUUAAUCCUUCUAUUGAUAAAUUGAAUGAAGGGUCAAAUCUUGGUCAAACAGAAGCCUCUGCCACAUGUUCUGGCGCCCACAGUGAUACAAUUUCUGAUAGAAAUAGUUCCACACAAGAUGGAUCAGAGACCUUGAAAGUGGAUGGUUUCGAAUGUGAUGCAAAUGACGAUCUUAAAAGGAAACAAGCAGAAGUCGUCUCUGAAGCACAAUAUCCAAAUAAAUCACAGAAAAAUAUUCAAGGCAAUCAAGGGUCAUCUCCGAAUAGCAAUAGAAGUUCUCACAAGCAACCAAAGCGGGAAAAGUUGGACUGGAGUGUUCUUAGACCUCCAAAGGGUCAAAACAAAAACAAGUGAGGAGAAUCAGGUAGUAUCAGGUGAUUCCUUCGAGUGUUACGAGAAUUAUUUUUUACAUGCUUCGAUGCUCUAAGUACAUCUGUAACACUAAUCAUGCGAGAAUAUCUUGAGCACUCAAUUGGUUUUCUUUGUUGGCCUUGUUGAAUCUGUCACUUUCAUUUGAAGAGGUAGUUGUUUUUUUCCCUUGUUCCUUCCGUUCCAUUCCUGGAAUUGUGGUGUUGGUAAAACCAGGGUAAAAAUCUAUUCUCUUUUAUGAAUCCUGUGCUUUUACUGAUCAUCAUCGCUCUUUAACUUAACAACCCCCCCAAGACCAUCAACGUGGGAUGCUAUC